CAGGCACAUAGCUAGAAAGUGCUCUGUCUUCUCUGCAUAGAGGUUGAUGAGUUCUUACUAACCAACAAAUAACUAGAAUUUGCAAGUACUACUUUCUGAGCCAAUCAGCUGCCUGGCCAGAAGUGGGUGCCCCAACUUACUGUACUAAAAAAUUGCUGCAUUCAGUAUUUGACAAAAACUGUCUUGCUUAUUAUUCUUGCAUUUCCUCCUUGCAAUAUAGAUUUGGCAACAUGGCAUUUGCAGAUCUUCUUGAUCGAUUGGGUGGAGUUGGCACGUUUCAGAUCGUGCACAGUAUAUUUCUGGCAUUUCCCGUCCUCAUGGUGGCAACUCACAACUUCCUACAGAACUUCACCGCAGCUUUUCCAGCUCACCACUGUGAACCAAAACCUGGCAUCAAUGGCACCGAUGGUCUAACGUACCAAGAAUUUUUAAGGAUAACUGUGCCAACUGAUCAGAAAGGCCAACCAGAGAAAUGCAGGAGAUUUACUGAACCCCAGUGGAGCUUCCUUCAUCCCAAUGCCACAAUGGCAAAUAUCACAGGAAUAGAAACAGAGUCAUGUGUUGAUGGUUGGGUAUAUGACAGAAGUGUUAUCCGGUCAUCUAUCAUUACAGAGGUGAGUACCAUCAUAACAUUCCUAUUAAAUGUUAAUGUGCCCAUCUAGAAUGAUCUCUGUUGGCGCUGAUCCUGUAUUGUCCUAGCUUUGAUCAUUUAUUGUCUAAAAG
Messenger RNA from Rana temporaria (common frog), 723 nucleotides. Its product is annotated as solute carrier family 22 member 20-like. Bases 231 to 662 code for a protein of 143 amino acids. NCBI's taxonomy places the organism in Eukaryota, Metazoa, Chordata, Amphibia, Anura, Ranidae. The transcript has a single exon. The record is from RefSeq and is a predicted model, not a curated record.